Molecule: messenger RNA, 543 nt
Organism: Rotaria sp. Silwood2
Lineage: Eukaryota; Metazoa; Rotifera; Eurotatoria; Philodinida; Philodinidae
Source: the annotation of a GenBank genome assembly
AUGGUUGAAACUGAUGAGAGCUUUCGCCUGAACCAAUGGGGAAAUAAUUUUUCAUACUGUUACUACACUGAAGAGCUUAAAAACAAACGGAAAACUGUGUCUGAUGUUGUCGAGGAAGCUGCUCAAGGAAUCACGAUCGAAGGAACCAAGCUUGGCAAACCAUGUGAAGCUGAAUGGUUGGCUGAGCAGCUGCGUGCAGUUAAAUAUUUUGGAAAUAUGGUGGAGGCAGAUAUGCAUACUAAAUUUCCGCCUACUAUUAGUCAAACAUGUGUUUAUCUCUAUACUAAAGAAUUAUUUUUGUACAAAUUGAUUAACUCUGUACUUCGCAAUCCUGAAACAAUUACUUGUGAACAGUUAAAAACAUUAGGACCAUUUUCUUGGCUACUCUGCACAUAUUUGAAACAAUUAAAUACAAGAAAUAAUCUCAUUGUUUAUCGUGGCGUCACACUAACUGAUCAACAACGACAAGAAUAUAUGAAAAGAGAAGGUGAAAGACUACGUUGUCUUCAUUCACUUCAACAAGCGAGAAUCAGGAACUGGUAG